GUGGUUGGCGGUGGGGCAAUUGAAAAAGAGCCGGCGAGGAGUUCCCCGCAACUUGUCUGAACUCCGGGCUCGCGCGGAGGGCAGGAGCGGGGUGACGGCGGCUGCUGGGCGACGCGAGCGCUGGCCGGACGGUGAUCGCCUCUCCCUCCUCGGGCUGCGAGCGCGCCGGACCGAGGCCGCGACAGGAGCCGACAGCGGCGGGAACCGAGCACUUCCCUGCGCGACAGAAGCCGCCCCGAGAGCGAGCGCGACCGCCAGUCCCAGGUGGCCCGGACCGCACGCCGCGUCCCCGCGCUCCCCGCCGGCGACAGGAGACGCGCCCCGCGCAGCGCGCGCGCCGCAGCCCGGCCGGUGGUUCUACCCGCCCUCGAGGGACAAACUUUUCCCAAAGCCGAUCCCAGCCCUUGGACCAAACUUGUCGCGCGUCGCCUCCGCCGGGCGCCGUCCGCGCAGAGCGUGCACUUCUCGGGCGAGAUGUCGGAGCGCAAAGAAGGCAGAGGCAAGGGGAAGGGCAAGAAGGACCGAGGCUCCGGGAAGAAGCCCGCGCCCGCGGCGGGAGGCCAGAGCCCAGCCUUGCCUCCCCGAUUGAAAGAGAUGAAAAGUCAGGAGUCUGCAGCAGGUUCAAAACUAGUGCUUCGGUGCGAGACCAGUUCUGAAUACUCCUCUCUCAAAUUCAAAUGGUUCAAGAAUGGGAAUGAAUUAAACCGAAAGAACAAACCACAAAACAUCAAGAUACAAAAAAGGCCAGGGAAGUCAGAACUUCGCAUUAACAAAGCAUCACUGGCUGAUUCUGGAGAAUAUAUGUGCAAAGUGAUCAGCAAAUUAGGAAACGACAGUGCUUCUGCCAAUAUCACCAUUGUGGAUGCAAAUGAGAUCAUCACUGCCAUGGCAGCCUCAACUGAGACAGCGUAUGUGUCUUCAGACAUGUCCGAGGUCGCUGUUGAGAGGUCCUCCAGCCCCUCCACUCAGCUGAGUGCAGACCCAUCUCUGGAUGGGCUUCCGGCCGCAGAAGACAUGCCGGAGACCCAGACCGAAGAUGGGAGGUCCCCGAGACUCGUGGGCCUGGCGGUUCCCUGCUGUGUCUGCCUGGAAGCUGAGCGCCUGAGAGGUUGCCUCAACUCAGAGAAAAUCUGCAUCAUCCCCAUCCUGGCUUGCCUGGUCAGCCUCUGCCUCUGCAUCGCCGGCCUCAAGUGGGUGUUUGUGGACAAGAUUUUUGAGUAUGACUCUCCCACUCACCUUGACCCCGGAGGAUUAGGCCAGGACCCUAUUAUUUCUCUGGAUCCAACUGCUGCCUCAGCUGUGUGGGUAUCAUCUGAGGCAUACACCUCACCUGUCUCUAGGGCUCACUCUGAAACUGAGGUUCAAGUUACAGUGCGAGUUGACAAUGCCGCUGUGUCCUCUGAGCCUUCAGCGGUACCCACCCCGAAGAACCGUAUUUUCGCUUUUUCUUUCCUGCCAUCCACUGCUCCAUCCUUCCCUUCACCCACUCGGAGCCCUGAGGUGAGAACACCCAAGGCAGCCACUCAGCCACAAGCAACAGAAACUAAUCUCCAGACUGCUCCUAAACUCUCCACAUCUACAUCUACCACUGGGACAAGCCAUCUUGUCAAGUGUGCAGAGAAGGAGAAAACUUUCUGUGUGAAUGGAGGCGAGUGCUUCAUGGUGAAAGACCUUUCAAACCCCUCAAGAUACUUGUGCAAGUGCCCAAAUGAGUUUACUGGUGAUCGCUGCCAAAACUACGUAAUGGCCAGCUUCUACAAGCAUCUUGGGAUUGAAUUUAUGGAAGCGGAGGAGCUCUACCAGAAGAGAGUGCUUACCGUCACCGGCAUCUGCAUCGCGCUGCUCGUGGUCGGCAUCAUGUGUGUGGUGGCCUACUGCAAAACCAAGAAACAACGGAAAAAGCUUCAUGACCGGCUUCGGCAGAGUCUUCGCUCUGAACGAAACAACAUGGUGAACAUAGCCAACGGGCCCCAUCACCCCAAUCCACCCCCCGAGAACGUGCAGCUGGUGAAUCAAUACGUAUCUAAAAAUGUCAUCUCCAGUGAGCAUAUUGUCGAGAGAGAGGCGGAGACGUCUUUUUCCACCAGUCACUACACUUCCACAGUUCAUCAUUCCACUACUGUCACCCAGACUCCCAGUCACAGCUGGAGCAACGGACACACUGAAAGCAUCAUUUCAGAAAGCCACUCUGUCAUCGUGAUGUCAUCCGUAGAAAACAGUAGGCACAGCAGCCCUACUGGGGGCCCAAGAGGACGUCUUAAUGGCUUGGGAGGCCCUCGCGAGUGUAACAGCUUCCUGAGGCAUGCCAGAGAAACCCCUGACUCCUACCGAGAUUCUCCUCAUAGUGAAAGGUUUGUAUCAGCAAUGACCACCCCGGCUCGUAUGUCACCUGUAGAUUUCCACACGCCAAGCUCCCCCAAAUCGCCCCCUUCGGAAAUGUCUCCACCCGUGUCCAGCACGACGGUGUCCAUGCCCUCCAUGGCAGUCAGUCCCUUCGUGGAAGAAGAGAGACCCCUGCUUCUUGUGACACCACCAUGGCUGCGGGAGAAGGAUGACCGCCACACUCAGCAGUUCAACUCCUUCCACUGCAACCCCGCGCACGAGAGCAACAGCCCGCCCCCUAGCCCCUUGAGGAUAGUGGAGGACGAGGAGUACGAAACGACCCAGGAGUAUGAACUGGCUCAAGAGCCGGUUAAGAAACUCACCAACAGCCGGCGGGCCAAAAGAACCAAGCCCAAUGGUCACAUUGCCCACGGGUUGGAAACGGACAGUAACACAAGCGCUGAGAGCAGUAACUCAGAGAGUGAAACAGAGGAUGAAAAAGUAGGAGAAGAUACACCUUUCCUGGGCGUACAGAACCCCCUGGCAGCCGAUCUUGAGGUGACCCCCGCCUUCCACCUGGCCGACAGCAGGACUAACCCGGCAGGCCGCUUCUCUCCGCAGGAAGAAUUGCAGACCAGGCUGUCCGGGGUAAUCGCUAACCAAGACCCUAUUGCUGUAUAAAACCGAAAUAAACCCAUAGAUUUCACCUGUAAAACUUUAUUUUAUAUAAUAAAGUAUUCCACCUUAAAUUAAACAAUUUAUUUUAUUUUAGCAGUUCUGCAAAUAGAAAACAGGAAAAAAAAAUCUUUUAUAAAUUAAAUAUAUGUACGUACAAAUGUGUUAUGUGCCAUAUGUAGCAAUUUUUUACAGUAUUUCCAAACGAGAAAGAGAUCAAUGGUGCCUUUAUGUUACGUUAUGUCGAGAGCAAGUUUUGUACUGUUCCUGUGAUUGCUUUUUCACAGUAUUUCAGCAAACCCUCUCCCACCCCUGCAUAUUCCGUUUUUGCUGGCUUCUUGUGCAUUGCAUUAUGAUGUUGACUGGAUGUGUGAUUUACAGGAUUUGCAACUGUCCCUCUGUUUGCUUCAAGUAGUACUCAAUCAGUACGUCUUGCAAUGGCACAUCCACCCAAAUACUCCCCUUCUGUAUGAAAUGUUCUUUUGCUUUCAGUAUAUGAAAUGAGUUGUGUCUACUACUCUGCCAGCCAAAGGUUUGCUUCACUGGGCUCUGAGAUAAUAGUAGAUCCCGCAGCAUGCUACUAUUAAUUACAGCAGGAAACUGCAUUAAGUCAUGUUAAAUAUUAGGAAGAAAGUAAUAUUGUGAUUUUUUUUCAAAAACUGUAUGACUCAUCAGAAGACAGCUUGCUUGACAAAAGGAGCUACCAUUUACUUUAUUUGGAUUGAUUUUUUUUCUCGACCAAAAAAAAGCAAGUUUUCGGGAUAGCAAAGAAAAUGGGUUCUGGCUACCGAUCAGGGUAAAAUCCAACCCCUAAGUCGAGGACUCGGUUUCACUUUCUCUCUCUGGGGGAAUGAUACAGCGGCUCAUCUAGCUGAAGAGCAAACCAUGGCUGAAAAAGGUGCAAUCGUUCCUGACUUGUGUUUUUCACUGAUUUUGGAGCUAGUGACCGGUUGUGUCUUCUUGGCUCAAGGACAGACAUGUUAUGGCACAAAAACCCCAGCUUCAACAGCACACUCAGCAAUUUGUCUGAAAUACUUCUAGAGUGAAAUGUGCCUGCUGUAUAUACUGGUGACGUCAUCGUAGGGAAAUUCUUCUUAGAUUGUCUAGAGGAGUGAAUAUAUAGAAGACACGGGGGACAGCAGCUGUGUGACUUGGUUAGUAAUUUUUAAGUUUUUUUGACCAUUCCUUUGUCCUCAUUAUUUUUCUCUUGUUUUUCAAUGUUGCCUUGAUUAAGUCAUAACUAUGCAUGAACAUUUUUGUCAGGAAUGGCCAGUGUGCAUGUGGUUUGUGAUUAGUAAGAACCUCCUACGAGUGAUGAUUCAUCAGGAAAUGGCAAUAGUCUUGGAAAGAUUGCACCUUUCCUUGCAGAAAUGACUCCCAUCUGUGUGCUAACCUCUCUGUUUACAGCUGUAUCACCCAUUUUCCCCCUUUCUUACUUUUUGCUUUACUGUCACAAAAACAGGAGUAAGAUGGGUCUACACUUUGCACGUUCACUCGGGAUUGCCAAUCCAAGGAAAGCCUAUAGGUAGAAACAUUUGAAAUAACUGCUAAUCCAGGAAAAUAAGAGAAUUAAAAAAAAAAAAAAUCGCAGCCCCAUUUCUGUCCAAUUGGGCUGGAGCUUUACUUAGGUUCCAAGUGGCCUCCUAGGAGCCACGGAACAAAAUAGGGAACAGGUUAGCAGGGGGUUCAAAAUACCAGACAUGAAGUUCAAAAUACCAAACAUGAAGUCUUGUUUGCAGGUGAACUGAAUCUAUUUCUUCACCAAAUCUCUAUGUUAAAAUUAAAGGGAAGAAGUGACAUGCAAGGAGGUCUUAGAAGAAAAAUGCAGGCUGAGCAUGAGUCAUGUCGUUAAGCUCCUAAGUGCUUCUACAAUCCACAGAGACACCUGUCUACAGGUCCUUGAAGUUACUCUUAGUAUCUGGUAUCCCAAGCAUCCUUCAUGGUUCCAUGCCACUUGCUCUGUGCUCAGCAGUGUCCUCAUGUGCUUGUUCACCUCUCCUAAGGAGCCCCUGACAACUCUCCAGGUUGCACUGAUUUCCCAAUUCUGUAGAAUCAGUAAGCUCAUGGCAGGGGAGAGAAAGCAGUCAACGUGAAGAGGUUCUCUAAAUUACUCUAAUAUUGCCUUUGAAGACCUUGACUCAUUCUUAGACUAUUUCAAUAAAAAAAAAUUCCUACUGUAAUUAAAACUCUAAAAUUUCUGUUUCAAAUUCUUCAGGCAUUGGAGUCCCAUUCUGGAGAAUUUCAGGAAUAAAUAAAAUCUUCUGCUGAGAGCAAUGAACAACAUUUUCCUCAGUAUGAAAAAUCGCUGUAAAUUUUCAGGUUGCAAAAAUAGAUGAAAAUUGAGAGGAAAUUUUCUUUCCAACUUGGUUCUGGUCACUCACCGAGGUGGCAUAUCAGUUGGGACAGGCUUUCUGUCCAUAGAACGAGAGGUUCCCUUGAUAGGAAAGGUCAGCUGACUCCUCGGGGCUACCUGCUGUGGUCCCCAGAUUUGGGUUCGCAGGGGCAUCUCCAGGAUGUUUAAAUGCCACCAUCCCUGUUUAUAAACUCAGGAGUGCAGUGGCAAUCCAAAGGAGUGUGAACCUACGUUCCCCGCAUACGGGAAACUUUCGUGGGUCUUCAGGUAGCAGAAAUUGCCCAGAAGUUUCACGGUGACUUUGUUUCCUGGGUCUGAAAUCAUAUCCCGCUGAGGAAUAUGGAGUGGAGCAUAGUAUAUGAAAAACUCUUUUUUCUCACUCCAGAUUCCUUUACUAUCCUACUCUCCCUCCUUGCCUGGUAGGACUUUUGUUUUUGAGAGUACCUGGACAGUCUCGUGCUUUCUACAAAAUGGCACUCUGCCAGGGUAUUUAUGAAUGUGUCCCAAAGAGCAACAUGCCGUAUCUUCCUUAUUUAAGUGUGACUGUCUUGAUAUAGUUAGAGUUUAUCCAGGGUCAUUUGCUCAGUAACUUUUUUUUUUUUUUUUUUUUGGCCUGGCGUUGAAAGGUGCACGGCUCACAUUGGUGAAAAUAAGGAAGACCUAGUUUUAUCUUUUAGUCCUGGCUGCUUCCUACCAGCCACAAAGAAAGAUUUCUAUCUACAAAGACCCAUGAAACACUGCAGAGAGAUGCAGUCAAAAGGAAAUGGCCACAUAUCACAAGUUCUAUUAUAUAUUCUUUUGUAAAUACACAUUGUACAUUACUUGGAUGUUUCCCUAAAUCAUUUACUGUCUUUAUGAGUUCAUGUCAGUUUUUUUUUACUCUCUCAACUUACUAUGUAACAUUGUAAAUAACAUA
This is a messenger RNA of Balaenoptera musculus (blue whale), 6266 nucleotides long. It is a transcript of the gene NRG1, whose product is annotated as neuregulin 1. Gene Ontology annotation, biological process: activation of transmembrane receptor protein tyrosine kinase activity; animal organ development; intracellular signal transduction. The record is from RefSeq and is a predicted model, not a curated record. Bases 475 to 3003 code for a protein of 842 amino acids. The transcript is spliced from 13 exons. Lineage: Eukaryota; Metazoa; Chordata; Mammalia; Artiodactyla; Balaenopteridae. Gene Ontology annotation, molecular function: protein tyrosine kinase activator activity; chemorepellent activity.